AUGGCCGAGGCCAGAUCGCAACACCAUGCCGGCAGCGCCGAAGCAGCGAGCACCCGCGACCCAGAAGCUGAGGCCUUACUGUUCGACGACGACGGAGGGUCCUCGGAUGGCGACGAUGAUAUUGCCAAGGAACAAAAACAAGACCCGGCAGCAACCGGCGCCGCAAAUGGGGCAACGAGGCCGCCAGGAGCCGCCGCCGCCGCCCCGGCGCACGGCGCGAUGAGGACGCCCUCGUCCCCAGGGACCCCGACACCACCAGGGCAACGGACGCCGCGCACACCCCAGCGAGUCCGCUUCGAUCCGAACCCCACGAUCCUCCACGGUCGCACGCCCAAUGGCACGGCGGACAGCUUCGACAGCCAGCGACGCGGCUCGUCCUCUUCGGACCAGCGCGACAGCUUCGACGACCUUGACUUCGACAUCGACGGCGGCGACGGCGGCGACGGGCAGCACCGCCGGCCGCUGCUGACGGGCAUCGAGGCGCCCAGCGUGGCGCUGGCCAACGGGCCCUGGGGCGGCGAGCACGAAGACGCCGACAGCUGGGCCGAGAGCGAGCGCCAGCGGCCCAAGUCCGGGCUGCGGGCGGCCUUCAUGAACAUGGCCAACAGCAUCAUCGGCGCGGGCAUCAUCGGCCAGCCGUACGCGUUCAAGCAGGCCGGGCUGCUGUCGGGCGUGGUCCUGCUCGUGGGCCUGACCGUCGUCGUCGACUGGACCAUCUGCCUGAUCGUCGUCAACAGCAAGCUCAGCGGCGCCAACAGCUUCCAGGGCACCGUCGAGCACUGCUUCGGGAGGAGUGGCCUCAUUGCCAUUAGCCUCGCGCAGUGGCUCUUUGCGUUCGGCGGCAUGGUGGCGUUCGGGGUCAUCGUGGGCGACACAAUACCACACGUGCUGCAGGCCGUUUGGCCCGGCCUUAGCGACAUGCCGGUGCUUGGGAUACUGGCGGAUAGAAGAGCUGUGAUUGUGAUAUUCAUACUUGGGGUCAGCUACCCAUUGACAUUAUAUAGAGACAUCGCGAAGCUUGCAAAAGCUAGCACGCUUGCCUUGAUCAGCAUGGUGGUCAUUCUAGUUACUGUAAUAAUCCAGGGUAUCUUGGUGCCCUCAGAGGACCGGGGAUCCUUCAGCACGCCACUCCUCACGGUAAACACAGCCUUUGUCUGCCAUCAUAACUCCCUCCUGAUCUACGGCUCCCUCAAAACGCCCACCAUCGACCGCUUCAGCCGUGUCACGCACUUCUCCACGGGCGUGUCGAUGCUGGCGUGCCUGCUCAUGGCGCUCGCCGGCUUCAUCACGUUCGGCGACAAGACGCUGGGCAACAUCCUCAACAACUUCCCCGCCGACAACACCAUGGUCAACAUCGCGCGGCUGUGCCUCGGCCUCAACAUGCUCACGACGCUGCCCCUCGAGGCCUUCGUCUGCCGCGAGGUCAUGCUCAACUACUACUUCCCGGGCGAGCCCUUCAACAUGCACCUCCACCUCAUCUUCAGCACGAGCCUCGUCGUCAGCGCCACCGUGCUGAGCGUCAUGACCUGCGACCUGGGCUCCGUGUUCGAGCUCGUCGGCGCUACGAGCGCGUGCGCCAUGGCUUAUAUACUCCCUCCGCUAUGUUAUAUAAAGCUGUCUUCCAGGUCGUGGAAGACAUAUGUCGCCGUCGCCAUCGUGGUUUUCGGAUGCGGUGUCAUGGUCAUAAGUACCCUCCUAGCGGUGAAGGAGGUGUUUCACAAUGUAUGUAAAGACAACGACGCUGGGAAAGGCAUCGCAUAUCCGCUCGCCGCGGAACUGGCCACAUAG
Molecule: messenger RNA, 1788 nt
Organism: Diaporthe amygdali
Lineage: Eukaryota; Fungi; Ascomycota; Sordariomycetes; Diaporthales; Diaporthaceae
Product: transmembrane transporter
Exons: 4
Coding region: 1-1788 (595 amino acids)
Biological process (GO): amino acid transmembrane transport
Cellular component (GO): endoplasmic reticulum
Molecular function (GO): amino acid transmembrane transporter activity
Source: RefSeq, a predicted model, not a curated record